AUGGCUGCGCCCGCUUCCCAUACAUCUCCUCAACCCUCCCGCUCUACCCAGCACAGCCCCUCUCACAAAUCCCUUUCGCCCCCUCGCUUCCCACAUCCAGUAGAUGUCUUUAUCGACGAGAAAGCCCAGUACCCUUCCUCCGGCUUACCAGCGCGCGUAGAAGCUGCAGCUCGCGUAGACACCCGGAUACCACUCGCGUUUUCGCCGUGUUCCCCAAUACCGUUGAUUCCUGCCUCCUCGUUACCACCUCUUCCUCUCCCACCAUCCCAUACCUCCUCCCCGUCGAUAUCCAGCUGGUCUGCACCAACUCCAUCGUACACACUGCCCCGCCGGCACCGCAUAGCUAAUCUACUCAAACCUUGGUUUCCAAUAAUACUCUACGCUGCUACUAGUCUUGCCUUUCUAGUUGCCAUUGCAUUUUGGAAAGAGCCUGUCUUCCAAGGUCUUGAUGCGCUGUCGCAUUGGCUGCAGACCGAUGAAUAUCUCGGUUACGCCAUCAUUUUUUCUCUCAUCUUCAUCACCACAUUCCCUCCUGUCCCACUGUAUUCGACGUUCAUUGUCCUCUCCGGCUACACGUUCGGUCCCUGGAUCGGCCUCGUUCUCUCCUAUCUCGCGUCCCUCGCCGGCGCCCUCGCUGUAUUCCUCCUCUCCCGCGCCUUCUGCCGCGGCCUCAUCUCUCGCUGGCUCUCCUCCACCCUCACCAUCAAGCGCGUCGUGCGCGCGAUCGAAAAGCGCCCCAAGCUCCUCUUCCUCAUCCGCCUCGCGCCCUACCCGUACAACGUCAUGAACUGCCUCCUCGCCGCCUCGCCCUCGCUCUCGCUGCGCGCCUACACGCUCUGCACCGCGCUCUCCCUCCUCAAGCUCAUCAUCCACACCACCAUCGGCAGCUCCAUCCACUCCUUUGCCGACUACCACGUCGCCCGCCCCGGCGCGCCCCCGCACCAGGAGAGCGCGCUCGGCCGCUACUCGUCCAUCGCGGGCAUCGCGCUCUGCGUCGCCAUCUUCGUCUACCUCUCGUACAUCACCCGCGUCGCCGUCGAGGACGGGCUCGCGGACGAGGACGAGGACGACGAGGGGGCCGGCGGCGCGGGCGAGGAGCGCAUCGCGUUCCUCGCCGCGCGCAGCGACGAUGCGCUCGACGUCGAGGAGCACAUGGCCGAGGCGCCCGCGAUGCACCAGCUCGGCGGGCGCGUGCCCGUGCGGCACGCGGACGCAGACGCGGACAUGGCCGUCGCGACGCUGCACGCGGGCGGACUCUGA
This is a messenger RNA of Sparassis crispa, 1260 nucleotides long. RefSeq lists its product as hypothetical. The coding region runs from base 1 to 1260 and encodes 419 amino acids. The transcript has 3 exons. Gene Ontology annotation, biological process: mitotic spindle elongation; vesicle-mediated transport. The record is from RefSeq and is a predicted model, not a curated record. Gene Ontology annotation, cellular component: Golgi membrane. Lineage: Eukaryota; Fungi; Basidiomycota; Agaricomycetes; Polyporales; Sparassidaceae.